AUGGCUGUGGACAUAGAGUGCAGAUACAACAGCAUGGCCCCUUCCUUGAGCAGAGAGAGAUUCGCCUUCAAGAUCUCGCCCAAACCCAGCAAACCUCUGAGGCCCUGUCUUCAACUGAGCAGCAAGAAUGAAGCCAAUGGGAUUGUGGCCCCAACCGUGCAGGAGAAAAAGGUGAAAAAGCGGGUGUCCUUUGCUGACAACCAAGGGCUGGCCCUGACAAUGGUCAAAGUGUUCUCAGAAUUUGAUGACCCAUUAGAUAUUCCAUUUAACAUCACUGAGCUCCUAGACAAUAUUGUGAGUUUGACGACAGCGGAGAGUGAGAGCUUUGUUCUGGAUUUCUCACAGCCCUCUGCAGAUUACUUAGACUUUCGAAAUCGACUUCAGACCAACCACGUGUGCCUUGAAAACUGUGUGCUGAAGGACAAAGCCAUUACAGGUACAGUGAAGGUGCAGAACCUCGCCUUUGAGAAGAUUGUGAAAAUAAGAAUGACCUUCAACACUUGGAAAAGCUUCACAGACUUUCCUUGUGGGUAUGUGAAGGACACCUAUACUGGUUCAGACAAGGACACGUUCUCCUUUGACAUUCGCUUACCUGAAAAAAUCCAGUCUUAUGAAAGAAUGGAGUUCGCGGUGUGCUAUGAGUGCAGUGGACAGACAUACUGGGACAGCAACAAAGGCAAAAAUUACAGGAUCAUCCGGGCUGAAUUAAAAUCUACUCAGGGGACCGUCAAGUCACAAAAUGGACCAGAUUUUGGAAUAGCCUUUGACCAGUUUGGAAGCCCUCGGUGUUCCUAUGGUCUGUUCCCAGAGUGGCCUAGUUACUUAGGAUAUGAAAAGCUAGGGCCCUACUAUUAA
Molecule: messenger RNA, 855 nt
Organism: Chrysochloris asiatica (Cape golden mole)
Lineage: Eukaryota; Metazoa; Chordata; Mammalia; Afrosoricida; Chrysochloridae
Product: protein phosphatase 1 regulatory subunit 3B-like
Exons: 1
Coding region: 1-855 (284 amino acids)
Biological process (GO): regulation of glycogen biosynthetic process; regulation of glycogen catabolic process
Cellular component (GO): protein phosphatase type 1 complex
Molecular function (GO): glycogen binding; protein phosphatase 1 binding; protein phosphatase regulator activity
Source: RefSeq, a predicted model, not a curated record